This is a messenger RNA of Synchiropus splendidus (mandarinfish), 2617 nucleotides long. RefSeq names its product transforming, acidic coiled-coil containing protein 3 (gene tacc3). Gene Ontology annotation, biological process: mitotic spindle organization; cerebral cortex development; cell population proliferation. The transcript is spliced from 16 exons. NCBI's taxonomy places the organism in Eukaryota, Metazoa, Chordata, Actinopteri, Syngnathiformes, Callionymidae. The record is from RefSeq and is a predicted model, not a curated record. Bases 148 to 2520 code for a protein of 790 amino acids. Gene Ontology annotation, cellular component: cytoplasm.
CUCAUUGGUCAGCCCUGACGUUUAAAUUCCAAAACGGUUUUCCCUGCAGAAGCUUAGCAGGCGGAUACGCGACUUCAGCGGCUUGUUUGAUUUAAGCCAUUUUUUUGGCCACCAUUUAAUUCCAAACCACUUUGUCAGCACGCUACGAUGAGCCUGGUGGACGUGAAUGAUGAGAACCGUGGGGUCGGCUCCGGGGGUAAACUCAGCGGUGACAUCUUCGCUCUGGAACAGCCGACAGGGAGGCCGUCCAUCCUGAGGCAGACGGACAAUUUGCCCAACAACAGGCCGGCGCAGAAGGGCAUCAAGGUUUGUUUCCAGACUCCCAGGAGAGACCCGGUGACCAAGAGAAUCGUGUCUCCUACCAAGAUGGCUAGUGUGGACGAGUGUGCCAGGGCACUUGAAUCUCUCAACUUACAGACAACUCCGACAAGAGACACAACAGAGAUGCCUCAGGAGGCCAAACCCGAACUUUCCCUGGUUGGCGACGACAUGCCGAUCCAGACCCGAGGCGGAUACCAGCUGGACUUCGACAACCUGGACACGAUGAAUCCGUUCCAGAGCUCCAAUAAAAUGCUGCUGUCUCCUGCCAAACCGUUGUCAGAACCUCCUACCAAGGAGUCCCCAGUGGUCAAAGCGGGCGUGGAGGCUGUGCUGGACGAUACUCUUCCCUACUCAGCGUCGGCUGAGAACUCUCUGGCGGAUGGAGCAGGCGUCAGCUCCACUGACAGCAGCGUCGUGACGGCAUCCGCUCUGCUGACCGCAGAUUGGACUGACGAUGUGGAGGUCCCGCAAGUGCCGGAGACCAUCGAGAGUGCAGCGGUAGUAGCAGAAGAUGAAGCUCCAGCACCCCCUAAAGGGUCCUACAACUUUGACUUUGACAACCUUGACUCCAUCAACCCAUUCCAAACUGGAGGGUCCAAAAUCCAGAACUCCCCUGUGUCUGCAAAGAAAGUCCCGGAAGAUGAGACGGCCGAGGUCAAACCCACCGCCACCGUCGCCCCACUUUGCUCCGCUGAACCUGCAGCCGAGGAACCUCGACCCGCUCAGGACGGCCCAGUAGUGCUGGAGUUCAACUUCGACGAUGGCGCAGAGGUCAAGAGGAAGCCGCCAAAGAAGCUUGGCAAGCGACCUCCAGGCCUGAAGGUCAAAGACAAGAAGCCGGUUUCUGAAGUCAAGCCAGUCCAGGAGCCAGCGGAGGAACCGGUCGGUCACGGUGCUGAGGAUGUCGCUGUGCCCAAAGGAGCCUACUCGUUUGACUUUGACAAGUUCGACGACCCCAACUUUAACCCCUUCGGCACCAAGACUGCGAUGACUAACUCCCCCAAGUGCGAUGGCAAGUCCUCUGACAGGACCCCGGUGGAGGAACAGCUGGAGACCCCAGCCCCUUGCAUCGACCGCAGAGAGCCGGCCGCAGCUGCCGCCAUGCCAGAGACUGAAGACACUUCUGAGACACCACAGAAGGAGGUCCAGCCAGAACCAGAGAAGAUGGUCCAGCCAGAACCAGAGACACCUACCAACCAACCCGAAGCAAACCUGGCAGACUUUGAGGAGUUUGUUCCUGGAACCACAUUCAUGAGCAGCGACCUGGACGGACAGAUCGACUACUUGGAGCAGUUCGGCUCCUGCAGCUUCAAGGAGUCUGCGCUGCGUAAGCAGUCCCUCUACCUGAAGUUCGACCCGCUCCUGAGAGACAGCCCCAAGAAGCCCGCCGGCCCGAAGGCUCAAGCUCCCACCGUUCACCCCAUCGUGUCCCGGCUGGAUGCCAGUCUGACCCAGGACCUGGGACCUGUAGAACCCCAGAAAGAACAACUCAGACUGAUCGAUGACGCCGCCGCUCCGCUGACUCUGGUCCCACCGUUCACCCCACCGCUGGCAGCUGAGGACGCCAUCAUCGAGGUGCUGCAGUACAGCCAGAAGGACCUGGACGCUGCCAUCGCCAGAGUGCGAGAGGAAGCGAAGCAGAGCGACGACCGAUGGAGCGCCAAGUGUGCCAAGAUGCAGGACGACACUCAAGCGAUGAGGAAAAUAGUUGCCGAGUUUGAACUCAUGAUCACCAAACAGAUGGAGGACCGGGAGAAGGAGCGCGAGGAGGAGGCCCGCCGGCUGCAGGAGGUGCAGGCGGAGAAGGAGCAGGUGGCCAAUGAUCUCAACUCCACAGAGCGCUCGCUCGCAGAUCUCUUCAAGCGGCUGCAGAAGUACAAGGACGUGGUGGAGGGGUUCAAGAAGAAUGAGGAGAUGCUGAAGGCUUGCGCUCAGGACUACCUGGCUCGGGUCAAGAAAGAGGAGCAGAGGUACCAGGCGCUGAAGGCUCACGCCGAGGAGAAGAUCAGCAACGCCAACAACGAGAUCGCAGACGUGCGCUCCAAGUUCAAGGCGGAGGUGUCGGCGCUGCAGGUGCAGCUGCGGCGUGAGCAGAUGAAGGUUCAGUCGCUGGAGAAGAGCCUGGACAUGAAGGAGAAGGAGGUGGAGGAGCUGACCAAACUGUGCGACGAGCUCAUCAAGAACGUCCAGAAGAGCUGAGAAUCCCCAUUCAUUGUUUGUCUUAUUUCUGUUUGUUCGACCUUUUUCAGUGUUUUAAAAAUUACUGUAAAAUCUAGUGUUUGAAUAAAGUUAAUAU